UGUUCACCUGAAGUAGUUCAGGGUCCUGUGUAUCCGCGCCCCUAGGCUUCCCCAUUGUUUUCUAUUACUGUGGAAUUCGGAGUACUAGACUUGCUUAUGGCUGCAACGAAAACGUAGGCCAAUAUUUGUUGUGAGCGGUUGAGUUAUAUUAUAAAUUUAGUUUUAAAAUGAUUCCAACGACUAUUCAAUACUUAUUUUUAUUUAAACACACGCAUUAAACAGCUAAAAUAUUUUUACUGUGAUAUGCUUAGCGUAAUUUGUGUUUUUUUUUAUAUAGCCUGCCUCAAUCUACGGUGAAGAUGUUACGUACUUAUUUCAACUUUCAAAAAGACUAAAUGUACUUGUAAUAAAUUAAUGGAUAUCACGUAUUUAUGUAUUUGAUAAUAAUAGCCUUCUAUUGGAGUAGUUAUAUGUGGUUUUUUUCAGAGGGGACUUUGUACUCUUGAUAACCACACGUCUGUCGAUACUAUCGGAGAACGGGUGUUUAAAUAUAGCUACAUGUUUUCUUUGAAUUAUAUCAGUUGCUUUGUUUUAAAAACCACAAAAACCAUCCUCAAUAUUUAUACAACGAAAUCAAGACUGCAUUUGUCACCUCAUUCGUGUGCUGUCGCGUUAUAUAAAAUGAGUAAACUAAAAUUGUACAUCACUCGACCAGAUGUUCCAGAAAAGGCAAUUGCUUUAUUAAAAGAGAAGUUCGAGGUGGCCAUGUGGACGGGCAGCGGCCCCGUGCCUCGCGAGGACCUGCUCCGGGGCGUGAGGGGCUGCGACGCGCUCUACUGCUUCCUGACCGACCGCAUAGACCAGGAGGUGCUGGACUGUGCCGGCGAGUCCCUGCGGGUGGUGGGCACCAUGUCCGUGGGCCACGACCACGUGGACGUGCCGGUGCUGAAGCAGCGCGGCGUGCUGCUGGGCAUCACGCCCGACGUGCUCACCGACGCCGUGGCGGACCUCACGCUGGCGCUGCUGCUCGCCACGUCGCGCCGGCUCUUCGAGGCCAACCGCCAGAUCACCGAAGGCAAGUGGACUGCGUGGGCUCCGUUCUGGAUGUGCGGACCGGGCCUGAAGGCCUCCACCGCGGGCAUCGUGGGGUUCGGUCGCAUCGGCCAGGAGGUGGCCCGGCGGCUCAGGCCCUUCAAGGUCGCCGCGCUCCUGUACUCCGGCCGCUCCGACAAGCCGGAGGCCGGAGAGCUGGGAGCGACGCGGGUCCCUCUGGGCGACCUGCUGGAGAGGAGCGACUUCGUCAUCGUCACUUGUGCGCUCACGCCGGACACCAGGGAGAUGUUCAACGACGCCCUCUUCUCCAAGAUGAAGCGCAGUGCCGUCUUCAUCAACGUGAGCAGAGGAGGAGUGGUGGACCAAGCAGCGCUGCUCCGAGCGCUGCAAGGGGGCGUGAUCCUGGCUGCUGGCCUGGACGUCACCACACCGGAGCCUCUGCCCCCUUCGCACCCCCUGUGCUCGCUCCCCAACUGCGUGCUGCUGCCUCACAUAGGCAGCGCCACGCACCAGGCUCGCACGGACAUGGCCGUGCUCACGGCCAGGAACAUACUGGCCGCGGUGGAGGGCCGGCCGCUGCCCGCGCCAGCCUUCUGACCCAGCGGUGCUGCGCUGCCGUGCACACAAGCCUUGUAUCAUCUUGUACAACACGGUGUAGGACUGAGUUGUGAGGUCCUACCCUGCUCGAUACUGCUGUCAGCCACUAAGCAUGUGAUGAGGUUAACUUGUUCAUAUAUAUAUUGACUUUGAACGUUGAGAACAUCACCUUACAACUUUGUUGAAGGUCCUGUCACACUGUUCAACUUUCCCUGCCAAUAAAGUUGGUUAUGGUGACACUGAAGAA
Messenger RNA from Bacillus rossius redtenbacheri, 1837 nucleotides. Its product is annotated as glyoxylate reductase/hydroxypyruvate reductase. The record is from RefSeq and is a predicted model, not a curated record. Gene Ontology annotation, molecular function: hydroxypyruvate reductase [NAD(P)H] activity; hydroxypyruvate reductase (NADH) activity; NAD binding. NCBI's taxonomy places the organism in Eukaryota, Metazoa, Arthropoda, Insecta, Phasmatodea, Bacillidae. The coding region runs from base 499 to 1590 and encodes 363 amino acids. Gene Ontology annotation, cellular component: cytosol. The transcript has 6 exons.